AUGGUAGAGUGGGUCUGGCUGCUGUUCUCCACAUUGCACAUCCAAGACAUAGGCGCCUCCAGUACAUGGUGCAAAACCGAACUGUGCAGAGGACAACACGUGCUGUGCGAUGACAAUGGAAAGUUUCACUCUACUUGUCCUAGACAAGCCGCAGCCGUCGUGACAAUGAGCUGGGAUAUGAUAGAGCUAAUCGUGGACCAGCACAAUGGGUAUCGCAACAAGUUUGCCGGCGGAAUGGGUCAGCAUGCGAAGGCGGCGAGGAUGACCACGAUCGAAUGGGAUCCGGAACUGGCCAGAGUAGCCGAUGCUCUGGUGCGGCGGUGUGAGCCCGUCAGAGAUCAGUGCGCCAUAACGCCGAACUACAACCAUGCGGAAAUCAGCUACUCGCUGGAGAAGUACUUCUGCAUGACCUCCAAAAAGGACGCCCUGAGGAAGCAGCUGGUUCACUGGUUUGACCCAAGCAGCAAGGACGAAGUGCAAAAGCUCUUCUUCUCCUGGACUGAAAAUCAGCAGGAACUGUCCACAAACUACUUCCAGGUGCUGAGGGAUCGAGCAAACCGCGUGGGCUGCGCCAUAGUUGAAUAUAUUCGACCAGCUCUGGUCCACCAGUUGCUGAAGUGCGUUUACAACUGCGGAGUGAGUCUCUGCGAGGACGAUGGCAAUCCUGUCUACGAGGACACCGAUGACAAGCCCGCCUCCGAGUGCAUGAAGGGAACCAAUAAAAAAUACCCCAAUCUCUGCCACAAGGAUGAGCUCGUGAAGAGCUGCAAUGGCGGCUCUCUUUUCGAUGAACCCGAAAAUGAUUAUAACGAUGGUAAAGAGGAAAUUAUUGAAUAUGACUACGAGGGCGGUCCCACCAUGUCUACCAUUUACACGCUUCCAACCUACGACCCAAAUGAUGUGUUGCCUCCGAUACCAGACAACCCCGAUUUCAGUCGAUAAAAUCUUUUAGGACCGCCUAGAAUAAAUGUUUUAUGCGUAUUAAAUAUUUGU
Molecule: messenger RNA, 993 nt
Organism: Drosophila erecta
Lineage: Eukaryota; Metazoa; Arthropoda; Insecta; Diptera; Drosophilidae
Product: venom allergen 5.02
Exons: 3
Coding region: 1-942 (313 amino acids)
Source: RefSeq, a predicted model, not a curated record